AGAGAGAGAGAGAGAGAGAGAGAGAGAGAGAGAGAGAGAGAGAGAGAGAGAGAGAGAGAGAGGGGUGGAAAUGGUGGGAAGGUCGGAGAAAAUCAGAUGGGUCUCGCUCUUUCUCUUUCUCUUCGCUCAUCAGCUGCCUGGAAUCGUGGCCGAAGAUGGCUUGAUCACGAACGGUGACUUCGAGACACCCCCAUCGGGCGGCUUCGCGAGUGAUGUUAUGUCGGAUGGCCCGGCAACCAUCCCCGGGUGGAAGACAAAUGGCACCGUCGAGCUCGUGGAGUCGGGGCAGAAGCAGGGUGGGAUGAUCCUCAUCGUGCCGGAGGGCACACACGCGGCGAGGCUGGGCAAUGACGCCGAGAUCAGCCAGGAGCUGACGGUGGAGAAGGGGUCGAUUUACUCCGUCACGUUCAGCGCGGCCCGCACGUGCGCGCAGCUCGAGUCGCUGAACGUGUCGGUCCCGCCGACGGCGUCGCAGACCAUCGACCUGCAGACUCUGUACAGCGUGCAGGGGUGGGACCCGUACGCGUGGGCCUUUGAGGCCCUGGACGACAAGGUGAGGCUGGCGUUCAGGAACCCCGGGAUGGAGGAUGACCCGACGUGCGGGCCCAUCAUCGACGACAUCGCGAUCAAGAAGCUUUUCUCUCCCGAUCGGCCCAAAGAUAACGCUGUGCUAAAUGGUGACCUAGAAGAAGGUCCGUGGAUGUUCCGGAACACAUCUCUCGGGGUGUUACUCCCCACCAACCUCGACGAGGACACCUCUUCCCUACCUGGCUGGAACGUUGAGUCCAACCGGGCCGUUCGUUACAUCGACUCCUACCAUUUCUCAGUUCCGCAGGGCAAGCGGGCUAUCGAGCUCCUUUCAGGAAAGGAAGGCAUAAUCUCCCAAAUGGUCGAGACGAAGCCCGAGAAAGAUUACACCCUAUCGUUCGCCUUGGGCCACGCUGGUGACAAGUGCAAACAACCGCUUGCUGUGAUGGCAUUUGCCGGGGAUCAAGCCGAGAACAUCCAUUACACCCUGAAUUCGAACUCGACGUUCCAAACUGCGAGCGUCAACUUCACGGCCAAGGCCGAGAGGACGCGAAUCGCGUUCUACAGCGUGUACUACAACACGAGGAGUGACGACAUGAGCUCACUCUGCGGGCCGGUGGUGGAUGAUGUGCGGGUGUGGUUUUCCCGGGCCGGCAGGAAUGCGAAUGCAGGAUUCACUUUGGCUGUCGGGCUUGGAUGGUGGGCGCUUCUUCUCGUCUUUUCUUAAGUUCUAUUAGACAGUUCAGGGUGGGUGCAUUCGCUGCGAUGGCUGGUAAAGGUAAUGAGGGGUUUGGUGAAACCGAAUUCCCCGGUUUAAAUGCUGUAUGCGAGAUUGGAGUUAGCUUUUGUUCUAAAGUUAUGCAUGGUAGUUAACACGUACUUCGAUGCUCUUUGGCGGAGCCUAGAGCUCGAGCAGUGAUAAGACGUGGUUUUGCUAAGCACUGACCGGUUACUCUUCCUAUGUUGAUGACCGAAAUUAUGGCUGAAUCAUAUGUCAUAUGCAGUGAGCAGCACCUCUUGGAGCAAUGCUGAGAUCAUAUGUGAUUUUUUCA
Syzygium oleosum is the source of this 1580-nucleotide messenger RNA. Its product is annotated as protein DUF642 L-GALACTONO-1,4-LACTONE-RESPONSIVE GENE 2-like. The record is from RefSeq and is a predicted model, not a curated record. Gene Ontology annotation, cellular component: plasma membrane. The coding region runs from base 71 to 1255 and encodes 394 amino acids. The transcript has 3 exons. Lineage: Eukaryota; Viridiplantae; Streptophyta; Magnoliopsida; Myrtales; Myrtaceae.